Molecule: messenger RNA, 665 nt
Organism: Hylaeus volcanicus
Lineage: Eukaryota; Metazoa; Arthropoda; Insecta; Hymenoptera; Colletidae
Gene: Snapin
Product: SNAPIN protein homolog
Exons: 2
Coding region: 49-528 (159 amino acids)
Biological process (GO): endosome to lysosome transport; lysosome localization; lysosome organization
Cellular component (GO): BLOC-1 complex; synaptic vesicle; BORC complex
Molecular function (GO): SNARE binding
Source: RefSeq, a predicted model, not a curated record
AGUUUUUGUCGCGUGGGAAGGUGUAUCUGCGAAAGUAAGUGAAUAAACAUGGACGUGGAUACAGCUAGCGAUAAUACGUCUAUAGAUGACAAAAUAGACGAUUUUUGUGAAAAUCCGACGAGAGAUGCAUUGACAGAGGGUCUUAUGAGCCUUCUGAAGCCUACGGUGGAUCAAUUAGACGAACGAAUUCGUGCUACCAGGAUAUGUCAAAUAGAAACGAAGCAGCGUAUCGAAUCUUUGAUAGAAGAGUUGCAAAGGAUUAACGAAGUGUUGCAGUGUCCAUUGGAAACGGAUACCUAUGUGAAAAAGUUGAUCAAUGCCAAACACAAGGUCACUAUAGUCAGUAAUAUCUUACAAAAUACACAGGAAAGACUGAAUAAUAUUUAUCAAGCCGUAGAAAAGAAUACGGCAAAGAGAAAGGCAUUGUUAGAUCGUAGUUCUUUGUACAGUAGUCCUACAAACAUUCCUGAGAAAGGGGAACAAUCCGAAUCGGUUAAAGAUGCUACACCGUCUACAGAUCAGGAAUAAGUAACGGUUGCGGCAAUUGUAAAAUACUUGUGAUAUAUCGUUUUUGUUGUAUCAGUUUAGAACUAGCUAGCACAGAAAUUUUAUACAAAAUUCUUCUGUAUUUUCUAUCUAUACGUAAUGGAUACUCCGAUAAUCAA